This is a messenger RNA of Triticum aestivum (bread wheat), 2332 nucleotides long. RefSeq lists its product as uncharacterized. The coding region runs from base 454 to 960 and encodes 168 amino acids. The transcript has 4 exons. The record is from RefSeq and is a predicted model, not a curated record. NCBI's taxonomy places the organism in Eukaryota, Viridiplantae, Streptophyta, Magnoliopsida, Poales, Poaceae.
UAGAGGGACUCGAUCGAUCUGGCCUGCCACCCGAGCAGAGGAAAAAAAUACUUGCACGAGGACUCGAUCAAUCUGGCCUGCCGCACGGCGAUCACGCGGCGGCUGAUCUGGAUCGUCGCGGGUGGGCUGAGGAGUGGAAGACCGCCGUCGCCGGUGGCCGGCCUGGUGUUGGACGUCGCCGUUCUCCGCAUUGACGGCCGCCUCUAACCAUCCCGAUCUCCCACGCCAGCGGUUCCAACCCCGUCGUCUCCCACGUCGCGGUCGGCGGUUAGGGAAGUGGCCGGCCACGUCUUGGACAGUUGGACGUCGCCGUCUUCCGCAACGACGCCGCGUCCGUCGCCUGUAACCGUCCGGACGUCCCACGGCGCGUACAACACUCGUCCAAGACGCCGACGUUGACCUAACUCGUCCGCCGCCGCGGAUCCGUCAGUGUUGGUAGUAACGUGUGUUUAAAUGGACGAAGAAACCUCAUUUACGGCCGAUGAUAAUGGUACAAAUGAUGUCGGUCGGACCGAUAACGAUCCUAGUAAUGAAGAAGAUGACAACAGUGAUAACGAUUCGUGGUCAUCAUAUGAUAUCUUACCUUCAGAGGAUUUUGCAAAUAAUGAACAUGGUGCAGAUAGUGAAAACGAAGAUGUGGACGUUGAGAAUGAGCAAAAUAAUUUUGAGGAAUCGUGGGCCGAUAACUUGAGCCAGGAGGGUUCAGAUGGUCCUGAUGGUGGUGACGAUGAAGCAGAGAUGGACAUUGAGGAGGCUCAAUACCAGCAGCGCAUGUUGGAGACACAUUGGAAGGUCAUGGCUAUGACUUUUUGGUCACAAGGGGAUGCAUAUUUAUUCUACAACAAGCACGCCAAAGAACAUGGGUUCAGCAUCAGGAGAGAGAAGGUGAAACGAGGGAAGGGUGCUUCAGGAAUAAUACGGUUCAGGCAGUUUGUCUGCUCUAGGGCAGGGAGAAGGUAGAGGAAAUUCAUAACCAUAGAGGGUCGCACCCGCAGGCUUAGACCCGAGACUCGAUGCGAGUGCGGUGCGUAGAUGGUGGUAAAAUUGGACAGGGCACGAGGAGUUUGGUUCGUCGCGUCAUUCGUGGAUGAUCAUAACCACGCGAUGGCUCGACCCGACGAGGUUCCUUUUUUGUGGUCACACAGACGGAUUGGAGAUGGCACGAGGGCAGAGAUACUGGCUAUGCAAGGGGCUGGAAUCAGGAAGCAUAUAAUUGUGGACAACUUCAUCAGUAGGUACGGUUCAUACGACAAAUGCGGACUUAUUAGGCGGGACGUGUACAAUCUUUGCUGCAGAGAGAAGAUGAAGCUCAUAGCAAAGGGUGAUGCUGAGACGGCAGUGGGCAUUAUGAGGAGCAGAAAGGAGAAGGACCCAGACUUCUUCUUCGAGUACGAGCUAGAUAAGGAAGGGCGGUUGAAGUGUAUGUUCUGGUGCGAUGCACAGUCGCGGAGGGACUAUCAGGACUACGGAGAUGUGGUCGUGUUUGAUAGCACGUAUAAGAUGAACAGAUAUGGUAUGACGUUCGUCCCCUUCGUCCGAGUUAAUAACCACCGUUGCACAACAGUUUUUGGGUGUGCCAUUGUUUCCGACGAGACCGAAGUGACGUAUGUGUGGCUGCUCCAGACUUUUAUGAGGGCAAACUGUCAGCAGAAGCCAAAGUCAAUUAUCACAGACGGUGAUGCUGCAAUGCUCCGAGCGAUUCGGAGUGUCCUUUCAGAUGUGCUCCAUCGUAUUUGCUCGUGGCAUAUCGAGAAAAAUAUGCAGAGACACCUACAUUACAAGUCACUAGAUGAGUUUAGAUCGCUCCUGUACUAUGCCACCUUUGAAGAGAACUUUGAGAAGAGAUGGACUGCCUUUGUCAAUAAAUGGAAGACGGAUAAAACUGAAGAGUGGCUGAGGAGGAUGUAUAGGAAGAGGAGACUAUGGGCAGCAUCGUAUCUUUCAGAUGGCUUUUUUCUUGGUAUGCGUAGUAACCAGAGGAGCGAAAGCCUCAACUCCUCCCUUCACCUUCACCUCGACUAUGGUAUGACCAUUGUUGAUUUGGUAGUGCAUUAUGAGAACUGCAUAGUACGCCUCCGUGAGAACGAGGCGAAUGAUGACUGUGAGGCCAAUCAGAAAGUACCACCGGCGGUUACUGAAUAUAAGGACAUUGAGGAGCAUGCUGCCAAAGUAUUCACUCCUGCUAAUUUCUGCAUUCUGCAAAAUGAUUUGAAGAAGGUGGGAGAACUGGAGAUAUUUGAGACGCUGGUGGGAAUUGAGCGCCAGACCUUCAUCGUCACAUGGCAGAAUAACCACAAGUUUAGGUAUAAUGUUGUGUAUGAACCAGAUAACU